AUGUUACAGAAACUACUUUUCUCUAUUGCAUAUAAAGCUGUAUGGGCAGCUGCAAGGGCAGUAAUAACGGACGAUGAUGAUGACUCAUUACUGCCCCCAGAACUACCAGGUAAAGAUGAUCCACUGCUGGGUGAUCCAGCGGAUGAAGUUAGUCCUAUAACCGAAGAAAUGUUCUCUUCAUGGUCACUUUUUAUCAUGCUCUUCUUACUGAUCUCUGCUCUUUGGUCAAGUUACUAUUUGGCUCAAAGACGUAUUAGGGCCGUACAUGAGACCGUUUUAUCCAUUUUCUAUGGGAUGAUUAUAGGUCUUAUAAUUAGAAUGAGUCCAGGUCAUUAUAUCCAGGACACGGUUACUUUCAAUUCCUCCUAUUUUUUCAAUGUUCUGUUACCUCCCAUCAUUCUAAAUUCUGGUUACGAAUUAAACCAAGUGAAUUUCUUCAAUAAUUUUGUAUCAAUCCUGAUGUUUGCCAUACCGGGCACGUUCAUAUCAGCUGUCGUGUUAGGAAUAAUCCUGUACAUCUGGACAGCACUGGGUCUAGAAAGUGUCAAUAUCUCCUUCGUAGACGCCAUGUCCGUCGGUGCUACACUUUCCGCUACUGAUCCAGUAACAAUUUUAUCCAUUUUCAAUGCUUAUAAAGUGGAUCCAAAACUGUAUACCGUCAUUUUUGGUGAAUCAUUACUAAAUGAUGCCAUUUCUAUCGUUAUGUUUGAAACUUGUCAAAAAUUUAGAGGACAACCGGCAACAUUUGCAUCCAUCUUCCAAGGUAUGGGCCUGUUCUUCAUGACAUUCUCCAUCUCUUUGUUAAUUGGUGUAUUGAUCGGUAUAUUGGUGGCAUUGAUAUUAAAACACAGCCACAUUAGAAGAUAUCCAGAAAUCGAAAGUUGUUUAAUUUUACUGAUUGCUUAUGAAGCUUACUUCUUUUCAAACGGUUGUCACAUGUCAGGUAUUGUCUCUCUCUUAUUUUGUGGUAUUACCUUGAAGCAUUACGCUUACUACAAUAUGUCAAGACGUAGUCAAAUAACUGUUAAAUAUAUCUUUCAGUUAUUGGCAAGACUUUCAGAAAAUUUUGUAUUCAUUUACCUGGGCCUAGAACUUUUCACGGAAGUCGAAUUAGUCUACAAACCACUUUUAAUCAUCGUCACAGCAAUUUCUAUUUGUAUUGCCCGUUGGUGUUCAAUUUUCCCACUAUCUCGUCUUGUCAAUUGGAUCUUUAGAGUUAAAAGACAGAGGAGUUUACAAAAUGGGGCAUUGGGACAAAAUAUUGCUAUUCCAGAUGAAAUCCCUUACAAUUAUCAGAUGAUGAUGUUUUGGGCUGGUCUGAGGGGUGCCGUUGGUGUCGCACUGGCUUUAGGUAUUCAAGGUGAGUAUAAGUUCACUCUAUUAGCCACUGUGCUCGUUGUAGUUGUGUUGACCGUGAUUAUCUUUGGCGGUACCACUGCUGGUAUGUUAGAAAUACUUAACAUUAAGACUGGAUGUAUAGAUGAAAACGACCAAAGUGAUGACGAGUUUGACAUUGAGGAUAUCAGACCAAACCUCUCAUAUAAUCUACCAGAUUUAUCGACAACUCAUCCAUAUUCAGAUGAGAAUGAUUCACCUGCAUUUUCAACAGAAAACGUGUUGUUAAAUGAUCAAAAUAAUAACAAAACCAGUGUUGGUCCUAAUGAGGCCUCUCGUAACCAGUUUACAAGGCCAUUUGAUUCAAAUAGUAAUGUCCUAGACGCUAAUGAGGAUUAUAGUGGUUCGAGAAUAUCACUAGAUGGUCAAAAUUUAAAGGAGACAAUAGGUAAUAUCUUCAGAUCUGACUCACAAUGGUUUCAAAAUUUUGAUGAUAACAUACUGAAACCUGUAUUUUUAGACACCAACACUCCGGAAAGAGGAGGAACUACACCUAGUACACCUCCUGUUCUAGGAUCGAGAAGAAAUCAAAACUGGAAAUAA
Messenger RNA from Kazachstania africana CBS 2517, 1938 nucleotides. It is a transcript of the gene NHX1, whose product is annotated as bifunctional K:H/Na:H antiporter NHX1. The record is from RefSeq and is a predicted model, not a curated record. Gene Ontology annotation, biological process: proton transmembrane transport; sodium ion transport; vacuolar acidification. Lineage: Eukaryota; Fungi; Ascomycota; Saccharomycetes; Saccharomycetales; Saccharomycetaceae. The coding region runs from base 1 to 1938 and encodes 645 amino acids. Gene Ontology annotation, molecular function: sodium:proton antiporter activity. The transcript has a single exon. Gene Ontology annotation, cellular component: late endosome; fungal-type vacuole membrane; early endosome.